Messenger RNA from Sclerotinia sclerotiorum 1980 UF-70, 204 nucleotides. RefSeq lists its product with no specific name. The record is from RefSeq and is a predicted model, not a curated record. The transcript is spliced from 3 exons. NCBI's taxonomy places the organism in Eukaryota, Fungi, Ascomycota, Leotiomycetes, Helotiales, Sclerotiniaceae. The coding region runs from base 1 to 204 and encodes 67 amino acids.
AUGAAAAGAAUAGGCGCUCUCGGGCAUUUGGUCUUUGUUUUUAUUGAGGAUGCCGAUCGAUACAGAGGAGAUGUGACAGUUUUUCGGGGAUAUCGGGAUAUCGGAACAGAAGAUAAGAAGAAUCUCGAUGACAUUGAGCUGAAAAGCCUACGCGCAAUAAAAGCUUGGAAGAUUCUUCGUAGAUUGAUUUACUCGAUCAAGUAA